Molecule: messenger RNA, 1463 nt
Organism: Bubalus bubalis (water buffalo)
Lineage: Eukaryota; Metazoa; Chordata; Mammalia; Artiodactyla; Bovidae
Gene: MTX2
Product: metaxin 2
Exons: 11
Coding region: 529-1176 (215 amino acids)
Biological process (GO): mitochondrion organization
Cellular component (GO): SAM complex
Source: RefSeq, a predicted model, not a curated record
GCUGUCAGCUGCGCCGGAAGUUCCUGGCCAGGCCUGGCGGUAACCUUGGAGUCUCAGCCGGUGGUGCUGCCGCCGCCGUCGCCGCAGGGGUGGGCUUUGGGAGUCCGAGCCUCAGCCGGAGCCAGGCCUGUUAGGUGCCAGGAGCCGCCGGAGUUGCGCGGGAGUUCGCUGAGGAUCUCGGGGAGCAGGAACUGUGGGCGCAGGGCCGCCCAGCCGACAUGUCUCUAGUUGCGGAAGCCUUAGUCUCCCAGAUCGCAGAUUAGAUCAUCAAGAGGUGGACUUUGGAACUAGACUUGUUUAUUAGGUCACAGCACUUUGAUGCUGUGAUAUGAGUGGAAUACCCUGAAUUGAGUGGAAUAGACAGAUCAUCUGGCACCAGAAAUACUUAUCACCCAACUUGAUACUUGAGAGAAUACUGCAGCUGCAGAACCUUGGCCUGAAAAUGCUACAUUGUAUCAGCAACUGAAAGGGGAGCAAAUUUUGCUUUCUGACAAUGCAGCUUCUCUUGCUGUGCAGGCCUUUUUGCAAAUGUGUAAUCUGCCUAUCAAAGUGGUCUGCAGGGCAAAUGCAGAAUAUAUGUCUCCAUCUGGUAAAGUACCUUUUAUUCAUGUAGGAAAUCAAGUAGUAUCAGAACUUGGUCCAAUAGUCCAAUUCGUUAAAGCCAAGGGCCAUUCUCUUAGUGAUGGGCUGGAUGAAGUCCAGAAAGCAGAAAUGAAAGCCUACAUGGAAUUAGUCAACAAUAUGCUGUUGACUGCAGAGCUGUAUCUUCAGUGGUGUGAUGAUGCUACUGUAGGAGAGAUCACUCAUGCUAGGUAUGGCUCUCCUUACCCUUGGCCUCUGAAUCAUAUUUUGGCCUAUCAGAAACAGUGGGAAGUCAAACGUAAGAUGAAAGCUAUUGGAUGGGGUAACAAGACUCUGGACCAGGUCUUAGAAGAUGUAGACCAGUGCUGUCAAGCUCUUUCUCAAAGACUGGGAACACAACCAUAUUUCUUCAAUAAACAGCCUACUGAACUAGACGCACUGGUGUUUGGCCAUCUGUAUACCAUUCUUACUACACAAAUGACCAAUGAUGAACUUUCUGAGAAGGUGAAAAACUACAGCAACCUCCUUGCUUUCUGUAGAAGAAUUGAACAACACUAUUUUGGCAAAGGCAGCUCAUCUAUCAGAUUGUCUUAGAGUUAUGUGUAAAUUUAGUUAUUAUUAAAAAAUUUAAAUUUUUGAAAUAUGUGUUACUUGAAUGAUGUAAUAGAUAAUAGUAUCAGAAUUCAAAGCCCCAAAUACUGCUCUUCAAAACCUCAGAGAAAAUUAUAUAAUGUAUCAUAUACAUGUACUUUGUACUGUUACUUGUGUCUACAUUAAAAUAAUUUUAAAUGAUUUCAUUUGAUAUGUUGUACCCCGUAUCUUUGAAAUUUUUGUGUUUUUGGCACAUGUAUGCAUAUAAAAAUAAAGCUCAAACAACUAAA